Molecule: messenger RNA, 2225 nt
Organism: Leptinotarsa decemlineata (Colorado potato beetle)
Lineage: Eukaryota; Metazoa; Arthropoda; Insecta; Coleoptera; Chrysomelidae
Gene: angel
Product: protein angel
Molecular function (GO): 3'-5'-RNA exonuclease activity
Source: RefSeq, a predicted model, not a curated record
UCUUGUCUCAUAUCUAUAAUCUAUAGAUAUUAUGACGUCAUAACACAUAUAUUUCUGAAUGUAAAUUAAUUCAUUCUAAAACUUUAACAGGAAUGGGAUACAAAGUAAGUGUUAUAUAACAGUUGCAAAAAUGUAAUGUUACUGAACAAAGUGAUAUUCUGGAAAAGUUCGGAAGUACCCAAAAAGGUAUUAUUUAAAUUCAAUAGGAAAAGUAUGUGUCAAUUCAAAUUUAGAGAUAAGAUACCACGAAGACUUCAAAUGAAUGAAAACGGCGAAAAUAACAAUUAUAGCGGAUAUCAGUGGAUUUCAUCAAAUGGCGUAUACAGUUAUAUUCCUUCUUUUGUAUGUGACCAGAGCAGAUCCAGACUUGAGGGAAGUAUUUACAAUUUCCAUCCUCACCCCACUGGUUGGGUCCCAUAUCCUUGGAAUCAGUAUUUCGGGUAUUCUCCCUGUAUGAACUAUUAUCUUCCCUAUCAAAACUUCUAUUAUGAUACCCCCUUUUUUCAUAAUACUGCUGUUCAGACCAAUUUAUAUGGGCGAAAUUUUCACAGACAGCUGGUAGACAAUAGACGAAGGAAUUACCAUCCCAGAGAGACCAAUGGUAAUGGAAUCAUGUCAUUGAGGUUCUGGGAGAAAAUCCGUGAAAAACCAAGCAGCAAGCCUGGCUUUAUUUUUACAUUAAUGUCUUACAACGUUCUCGCUCAAGAUUUACUGGAACAACAUCCUCAUUUAUACUUGAAUAAUAAUAGAGAAUUCCUAGGAUGGAAAACAAGGUGGAAUAAUUUAUUAAAAGAAAUAUCCAAUUUCUCCCCGGAUAUUUUAUGCCUUCAAGAAGUCCAAGAAUCCCAUAUUGAAGAAUACUUUUCUCUGUUGGAAACAUUAGGUUACAAAGGAAUAUACAAAAAACGAACGGGCAAUCAAAGUGAUGGAUGUGCCAUUUACUACAAAACAGAGAAUAUUACACUUAUUGAGAAUACAUUUGUGGAGUAUUUUCAGCCCUCUGUUACCCUUUUAAAUAGAGAUAACAUAGGAAUCUUAGCUAAAUUUGUUCCCAAAUUGCAUCCAACAAGAGAAUUUGUAGUUGCUACCACCCAUUUAUUAUACAAUCCUAAAAGAAAUGAUGUGAGGAUGGCUCAGAUGCAACUACUUUUAACUGAAAUCGAAAAAAUGAGUUAUCGUAUAGAAAAAGGAAAGUCUUUCUAUGUACCAGUAUUAGUUACAGGAGAUCUCAAUUCGUCUCCUGACUCCGAUCUUUACGAGUUCAUAACAAAAGGAGAACUGAAAUAUGAACAUUUAUCACCGAGAUUAUUAGAAGCAGAUUUAGGUAGUUCAUCUAGGAGGGUAUUGGUGACAUCUCGUUUAGGCAUAACAGAUACCUGUCAACGUUUAGAACAACUUGAGAUAAGGCAGAACAUCGAAUCAAAUGUGAACGAAGAAAAAUGUAGGAAUGAAUUGGAAAAUAUCAAAAUAAUUGGAGACAACAAGGUUAAACUUGCAAAAAAAUGUCAUUUGAACAGCAAAGGAAUUUUGUCACAUAACUUUUAUUUCAAAUCUGUUUACAAUCAUGGCGGAGCUUACAUGAAUGAAGGAACAACUCAUCAAGAUGAAUGGCUCACAGUGGAUUAUAUAUUCUAUAGCAUGAAAAAUGAAAAAAGUGAAGGGAAAUUACAGUUAAUAUCUCGGUAUAGGUUACCAACCAAAGAUGAACUGGAUGAAGUCAGAAUUCCCAACAAACAACUAGGCUCUGAUCAUCUAUCCCUUGUGGCAAAAUUCAAAUUGGAGUUCUAGAUUUAUUAUUGUAAUUAUCAUCUUUGAAUAUGCUCACUUCUGUUGGAUAUAUCAACUAUUUCUAAACCAUAAUCACUAGUGAAGUAUAAUUUUGUUGAAUGGUUGUAUAUUUAUUCUUUCGGAAAGGUAAACUUCCACUUAUCAUUAUUACGGUUCAACUGAAUGUUAAUAUUCAGUUUGAUACAAUAAAUGAUUUUUUAAAUUUAUUUUCUGAUUACCAAGUUUACUGUAUGUAAAGAAAUAAAUUUCAUUACACCUGACAAAUUUUCUAAGGAAAAUCACUACAAGGUAGUUUAGAUAAUUUUUUUUCAUUCGACAAUUCUACUCUUAAAAUUAUUUCCAAAUUUAGUUUAAUAGAAAUGGAUAUAUUUGAAAUUGUUAUUGAAAUAUUGAUAUGAAGUUUUUUGUAUAUAUGUAUUUUUAUAAUAAAGGGCAUA